AUGAGCCGGAAGCGCUUCACAAAGAACCUGUACGAUGGACGCAUCGAACAGCUAUGCAUUCUUUCGGACUGCGAAAGAAUGACAAGCGAUGCAGAGGAGUCGGGCCAACUCUUCGCUAGAAGCCCCACUGAGAGUGAUGAUACUCUCAGUGGCAAGAGAAGCAGGAACGCUUCAACGAGCAGCGUUGCAAGAUUCCACGAGAGCACAUGGAUGUGCUCUCGGACGGGACACCCGAGGAAGAAGUAUUCCGACGCGACAGUGGCUACUGUCGCAGGAUCAUGCAAGAUGCGCGACGCAUUUCUUGGGUUCGGUGCACGACUUCGCACCGAACUGCUUCUACAUGAUACUCGUUCACAGCCCGGCUGUGAACGGGUAGAAGAAACGCGCACGGAAAUGGACCGCUUUGUGAUCGCAGCCGAUGCGGCCAAGCUGGGCAUGGCUGCUGCGCCGAUCUUGGCAGUGGUU
Phytophthora megakarya is the source of this 465-nucleotide messenger RNA. The record is from the annotation of a GenBank genome assembly. Lineage: Eukaryota; Oomycota; Peronosporomycetes; Peronosporales; Peronosporaceae.